Messenger RNA from Colletotrichum phormii, 1308 nucleotides. Its product is annotated as PdmS protein. The transcript has a single exon. Lineage: Eukaryota; Fungi; Ascomycota; Sordariomycetes; Glomerellales; Glomerellaceae. Bases 1 to 1308 code for a protein of 435 amino acids. The record is from RefSeq and is a predicted model, not a curated record. Gene Ontology annotation, molecular function: UDP-glycosyltransferase activity.
AUGAAGGCCCUCAUCGCAACCAUGCCCUUUGCCAACCACAUCCACCCAAUGCAACCCAUCGCCCUCGCCCUCACUCGCAGAGGCCACACCGUAGCCUGGCUCACAUCCGCCUCCCACGCCCACAUGAUAACACAAACCGGCGCAAGCUUCAUCCCCUCCCCGCCCUCUCUCGCCGCGCACGACGAGACCCCCCUCGCCCCGGACCCGGAAACAUCGGGCAUGGCCGCCGUGGUCUCCACCCUUCGGAAGCUGUUCCUUGAUAGAGUGCCCGACCAAGUCGCAGCCUACCGCGCCGUCCUCGACGGCUCCAACGGAAUGCCGGCUUUUCAGGCGGAUAUCCUGCUCCUAGACCUCUGCGCAUACGGUGCGCAUUGUCUCCGGGAUAUCACGGGCUUACCGUACGCGACGCUGGGGAUUAACCCGCUCGUGAGUCUCGACCCGGAGGUCCCGCCAUGGGGCACGGGCUGGCUUCCUCCGGCAACCUUCUUCGGCCGAUGGAUCAACUCGCUCGCGCACGCGGCCGCGAGCUGGCUUCUUUACCCGAAGCUUACUGCUUUACUCAACGCACAUCGGGAAGAGCUGGGGCUUCCCUUCCUGCCUGCGUCCGGGUUCUAUGACUCCACGAGGUCGGAUGCGCUGCACAUCAUGCCCACGACACCCGCCUUUGAAUUCCCGCGUAGGAACCUAUAUCCAGCUGUAAAAUUCGUCGGACCGCUCCUCCCACCAUUCAACGAAGAUGAGCUCCCACCUCUCCCCAAAUGGUGGGAUGAAAUGCUCGCACACCCACGGGAGAAGGUAAUCCACGUAACCCAAGGCACAUACGCAACAAACUCAUCAAACCUCAUCACCCCAACCCUCGCUGCACUCGCACACCGCGCAGACCUCCUCGUCAUCGUCACCACGCCCAACGCAGAAACUGCCCUUCCGGCAUCCUCCCUCCCCUCCAACGCCCGCGUAGCCUCCUUCAUCCCACACGCGAAACUCCUCCCGCACGUAGGCGUCAUGGUCACAAACGCAGGCUACAACGGCGUCCUCGCGGCGCUGAACUGCGGUGUACCGAUGGUCUGCGCGGGUCGGAGCGAGGAUAAGGCCGAUGUGAGUUCUCGGGUUGCGUGGAGCGGCGCCGGGAUCGAUCUCGCGACCGACGCGCCAAGUGAAAAUUCGUUGAGGAGUGCGAUUGAGCGAGUCAUCGCUGAUGAGAAGUUCCGGAGUGCGGCCGAGAGGGUGAGCGUGGAUUUUGGCGGGCGUGAUGGGCCUGGGGAGGCGGUUGAUGCGUUGGAGGAGGUUGUUGAGCGUAGUCGGAGAUGA